Messenger RNA from Lobosporangium transversale, 4176 nucleotides. RefSeq lists its product as hypothetical. NCBI's taxonomy places the organism in Eukaryota, Fungi, Mortierellomycota, Mortierellomycetes, Mortierellales, Mortierellaceae. Bases 1 to 4176 code for a protein of 1391 amino acids. The transcript has 6 exons. The record is from RefSeq and is a predicted model, not a curated record.
AUGUUUACUCAGAUCAAAGUAUCUUUUCUGGAAGAUGGUCGUAAACAGGGCCGGCUUUUCGAUUUCGAUACACAUUUCACGUGUCGACUUGCUGUUGAACAGGUUUGUUCCUCACUCUCCAUACCCGAAGACUGGACCUUCGCAAUGUAUAGCAAGAAGCAUGGUGGGUGGAUUCAUGAUGAUACACGACUUAUAGAUAUUGCAUUCAAGAAUAAUAAAUCACUUGAGAUGCGCAAAAAGACACCUUCAUACUUCGAGUCCCGUUCAUGCGCAUCUCUCGAACCAUCCAAGUCCUCAUUACGUGACUCUACUAUCCUUCGUGGCGCCACUUCGCCUAUCGAUCAUCACCGCUUUUUCAACUUCUUUCGCGCCACAGACGAUCAAUUCAUAUCAAAGCUCCACACUGGAAGCAUCUAUCUCUCGCUUGUCGUUAUUAAUAGUGAUAACAAGGUCCUCCUUAGUCCGAGCGGACUCCCUCCAACUGUUCUCAUCUCAACAGUUGCAGGCCUUGCUAGCUACUACAACUUCGAUUCUGAGUCUUCAGACUUUGCGUGGAUGUUCAAGACAACGCUGGAUUGGGCUACGGACCCUGCAUCCAACUUGAACAAAAUCCGUCUUCAAGAAGAGCACAACCGCCGGUCAGGGACCGUAUCGCCUGAACCAAGGCCCCUGUCGCCCAGUUUACUUAUUGCAGCCGUCAAUUCAACACUGUCUCCUCCAUCUUCAAGGGGAUCAUGCCCAAAAUCCAAGCGAGGAAGCGUCAGCAGCACAACCGGCUCAACCACUAAUAACAACAGCAGCAAUAAUAAUAAUGAAAAGGCCAAUAGCGGCAACUCCAGUAGUAACGGUACCACCAUGUUCAAACACUCGGCGGCGAGUUCUGUUUCAUUCGAUCGUGUAUCAAUCACGUCCGACUAUUCUAUGCGCCAUACAGCAUCUAUUUAUGAAUAUGUAGAUCGAAGACGCGAUUACAGAGGCGAGAAUGCAUUACGUCAAGAGUAUGUCGCAGCCGUAGAUGAGCUGCAACGGAAGUUAGGCUGCCCGCCUAUCGAUCUACUAUACGAUAAGGUGGUGGAUUUGCCCUUAGUAGGGGCCAAGGCACUGAUGGCGAUUCAAUAUGCAAAAGGAUAUGACGUCAGGGAUCACAUUGCACCGGAAUUAAUGCAAAUGGGCUCGUUUCGAUGGCGAAAUAUUGAUUCAGUAUCUAACGCUGUCUACACAAGGAAGGAAGAAAUUUGGUCACAACUCACAAAUUAUUAUGAUUGCGUGCGAGUAUCAAGACCCUCUCCAGGCCUCUAUAUUGGACUGUACUAUACUGAGAGCACCAUGUCUGGUUUACAGAUUCUGGUCCCUCGACAGCGCAGAACAUUUAUUCCCAUGGUUAAAUUACGGAAUGAUGCAGACCUGACUCCUGAAGAAUGGGAAUGGAUCAGAUCAACUGCUUCUCUAGACAUUACUGAACUUGCUAGACAUUGCGCAGUGCCCAAGGAAGAUCCAAUGUACCAUCUCAAGGUCGGUUUUGCGCUUUCGACUGCAAGACUUUCUCGGCUUACACAGCUCAAAUGGAAUCCGGCUGAUAUGUAUGAUCUGGACACAUUGAAUGUAGUGAUGCAAAAAACCACACCAAUACCAACAGCAGCAAACAGCAACAGCAGCGGGGGUAGCAGCACUAAUGGGAAUACCAGUAUCCCAGCAUCGAGGCGGAUGUCCCAUGAUUCUCACUUUUCAGCUACAGUUCCAAAUCCUCAAUUCUUACCUUCACCACCAAUGACCGCUGAUCAAUCUGUAACAGCAACAACUGACCAGGGGAGAACAGCAGCACCAACAAUAGUGCAUGAGUUACCAUUGCAGAAGCUAAGCAUGGCAGCGAUGGACCAGGAUCCAGCCUGGAGCACCUGUAUUAUUGAUACAGACGCCUCUAAAUCAUUUCGAGUGAUUCUAUUUGUUAAGCCAACUCGACAUGCCACGCAGUCGCAAGAGAAUUACAACAAACAAUUUUUCGAACUCUGCCCUUUCCCGAUUUUCGAUGCUCUUCACCAUUCUGUAUUUAACACGUCAACCUAUCAUCAACUCAGGAGAUCGAUGUUGCAGGUGACAAAUGAUAUUGCGGAUCUAGAAAUCGAGCUAGAGCAAGAGCUAGAGAGGGAAUUGGCACUGAAGCAGCAGCUACAGCGGGCAGCGAACAAAGAGAAAUUGCUGCGCUCCAAAAAGGACGAAUUUGGUGACGAUUUAGAUGUCAAUGGUGAUCUUGAACCUAGUCUGGGGGCGGCAUGGGAGAAGGAGGAUAGAGAGGAUGACUUGAUGAAUUCGCUCAUGGUCAAAGAACUGGGCAUCAAAGGUAAUGAGUUGCGGCCACCUCAUCCUUUGCAUUCACAUCUCCAUCCACAUUCACAGCUGCGAUCUAGUUUUAUUGGCGAUGGCACAGUCGACGGAACAGACAACCAUGAGGAGACAGGAGGUAGUGAAUUUGGGAGAAAACCCUCUAGCGACUCAUUGAUGGAAACCUUUGAAGCAAGGCCCGCAGGCUCAUCUGCUAUCUCUCUUGCUUCAUCUUUGUCUUCAUUUGGGGUUGGAAACGAUGCUCCGGUGAGCGCCAUGGCUCUACUUUCACAAGGGGGACGCCCUACAGGAUCCCGAUCAGUUCGAAGUCGAUCACGGUUGUCCAUGAUUGAGCUUGGCUCUACAAAGCUUAAUAACACGAACAGCAAUCCGAGAAGAGGCUCCCAUCCUCAGCGAGGGAUUGCAAAGGAUGAUGAUGACGACGAAAAAGCGCUGUCAUUCAUGGAUAUCAUGCAGGAUUUGGAUCCAAUCACCAGCGAGGCCAUUCUGAGCGCUACACUCAAUAGCAUCAACAGCAUCCAGAGCGAUAGCGACUCGUCGAGUAGCAGCAGUGAGAGCGAUGGUAAUGACGAUGAUGACAAUGAUGAUGAUGAUGGUAAUGGCUCAGGCCCCUAUGGAAGUUAUGAAGACAAUGGACGACGAUCGAGCCUAGGCAUCCAUUACCAACCAAAGCGGGCGAUGGAUGGUAGGUCAGACAAGGCGACAUUGCCUCCAUUGCCAACUCUGCCUCGCCACCGUCGAAGCUAUAGCCUUGUCCAGGCAAAAGGACUUCGGAUGACCUCUUCCCCAGAUAUCCCUAGCGCCAGUAAUAGCGCUGCUGAGGCUGACGAGCUCAAAAACAAUAAUGUUAGCAAUGGCAAGAACAGUGGCCACAGCAAUAUUUAUAGCAACAUCAAUUUCUUGUUAAGUACUGCUAGUCGCCCAGUAGCCAGCGGCAACAGUAGUGGUAAUAACCGUAGAAGCACCUAUAGCAAUGGUAGCCCUAGUAAUACCAGCAUCAAUGGUACCUCUAUCAUCACCCGAACAGCACGAUCGCAAACGACGAGCCAUUGCUCAUUCACACACCCACAAUCACAGUAUUAUUUUCAUCAACACCAUCAAUAUCAGCAGCCCGUGUACAAGAAUAGAUAUCUUAGCAUUAAGAAUUACCCACAUUAUUUAACGGAUCUUCAACAUCUGGAGCAGGACUUGCAGCUCCAACCACAACAACCACAACCACAACCACAGCCACAGCCGCAACAGCAUUUCCAUAUCCGUGAGCGCCACAACAGUAGCCCCUUGAGUUUCAACAGUUAUUUGAUUCAACAGCCACUACAUCCUUUAGCAGCAGCGCCUAAUGACGAUCCCACCUCAUCAUUCUCUAAUAACGACAAAGAUUUUAAUAUUAAUGACAUUGAAUUGGUGAGGUUACGACAGGAGCAACAAGACUUGCAAGAGCAAUGGAGAAUGGUGUCGUGGACAAGACAGCUGAAUGAAUGGGAUCAUGCACGGAUGCUCAAAUCUCAGGGAAAUUUAUUAGGAAUGAGCCUUAGCCUGAAUAUGGGUAUGAACCUAUUGACUUUAGAUGAUGAUGAUGAGAAUACCAACAACGCUCAUAGAGCUGAAGUUGACCUGGAUUCAGCGAGAGGAGUAAGAAAAGAAGGAGGUGAAGUAGGCAUCGAUGCCGGUGUUCCUGUUGCUGUCGCUGUUGCUGUAGCUGUAGCUGUUGCUGCUACUGCUACUGCUAAUGUUGAUGAUGAUGAUCUAGAUUCUGAAACUCCUACUGCACCUGUUCCUGCACAUGAAGCUUUGUUUGAGCAAUUGUCAGAAAGUGAAGUCUCCCUUUCAGCUUCGUAA